Myotis brandtii (Brandt's bat) is the source of this 3370-nucleotide messenger RNA. RefSeq names its product carnitine palmitoyltransferase 1B (muscle) (gene CPT1B). The transcript is spliced from 19 exons. Gene Ontology annotation, biological process: fatty acid metabolic process; carnitine metabolic process. Gene Ontology annotation, molecular function: carnitine O-palmitoyltransferase activity. The record is from RefSeq and is a predicted model, not a curated record. Gene Ontology annotation, cellular component: mitochondrion. Bases 382 to 2922 code for a protein of 846 amino acids. NCBI's taxonomy places the organism in Eukaryota, Metazoa, Chordata, Mammalia, Chiroptera, Vespertilionidae.
CUUCUGAAAAGCAUGGCUGUUCAGUGCUCUGGGCUUGAAAGUGGUUCCGGGUCCAUUAUGCUGAUUGGAGGCCCCUCCCUUUUCCCUCGGCCCGGGUCCAGCUUAGAAGUGAUAAAUCCUCGGAGGAACUGGGCCAGAGACGGGAGUAAUGGUGCAAAGAGCGCCCUGGGUGGGGCUGCUCAGCCCUGCGCCCUGGAGAUCAGGGCACAGGCGGCACAGCUGACACGGGUGACCUUUCCCCUACAUUCGACUAUUUUUAGCUCCAAUGCCACCCGCUCACGUGAGACCCGGUGCCCCACCCCCACCCUCCGAGCCGGGUCCCCAGACCUUUGAGCAAUCUUCACCUUGCGGAAAGCUGCCCUCCCACUCCCGAUUUCCGCCAUGGAGGGGAGGGUUCUGGUUGCCGCCCCGCAUCUGUUUUCUCAACCCAAAUUUGGGAGAGGGUGUCAGGUUCCGGGGAGGGCGGGGCGGGGUGGCCGGUCUGAAGGACGCGGGGACACGGGCCAGAGCGACUGGCCCCACACGCAGGCAGGAGGGAACCCGAACACCUUUCUGCUCCCUCCCAGGUGCCACCCAACCCCCAGGAUGGCGGAAGCGCACCAGGCUGUGGCCUUCCAGUUCACUGUGACCCCAGAUGGGUUCGACUUCCGGCUCAGUCGGGAGGCGCUGAAACACCUCUACCUGACUGAGAUCAACGCCUGGAAGAAACGCCUGAUUCGCAUCAAGAAUGGCAUCCUUAGGGGUGUGUAUCCUGGCAGCCCUACCAGCUGGCUGGCUGUCGUCAUGGCAACAGUGGGUUCUUCCUACUGCAAUGUGGACAUCUCCAACGGGCUGGUCUAUUACAUCCAGAAACACCUCCCCGAGAGGUAUGUCCCCUACCAGACCCCACAGACACGGGCACUGGUCAGCAUGGCCAUCUUCUCCACGGGGGUCUGGAUCGUGGGCAUCUUCUUCUUCCGCCAAACCCUGAAGCUGCUGCUCUCCUACCAUGGGUGGAUGUUUGAGAUGCAUGGCCAGACCAGCCGCAGCACCAAAGUCUGGGCGGCCUGUGUCCGCCUUCUGUCCAGUGGGCGGCCCAUGCUGUACAGCUUUCAGACGUCCCUGCCCAAGCUUCCCGUGCCCAGCGUGCAAGCCACCAUUCAACGGUAUCUGGAGUCUGUGCGGCCCUUGUUGGAUGACAAGAAGUAUCAGCGCAUGGAGAUACUAGCCAAGGAAUUCCAGGACAAGACUGCCCCCAGGCUGCAGAAGUACCUGGUACUCAAGUCGUGGUGGGCAACUAACUAUGUGAGUGACUGGUGGGAAGAAUACAUCUACCUUCGAGGCAGGAAUCCCCUCAUGGUGAACAGCAACUAUUAUGCGAUGGACUUUGUGCUCAUCAAGAACACGGACGUGCAGGCUGCCCGCCUGGGAAACAUCGUUCACGCCAUGAUCACAUACCGCCGCAAGCUGGACCGCGAGGACAUCAAGCCUGUGAUGGCACUGGGCAUCGUGCCCAUGUGCUCCAACCAGAUGGAGAGGAUGUUCAACACCACGCGGAUCCCGGGCAAGGAGACAGACGUGCUGCAGCACUUCAACGAAAGCAGGCACGUGGCCGUCUACCACAAGGGCCGCUUUUUCAAGGUGUGGCUCUACGAGGGCUCCAACCUGCUCAAGGGCUCCAACCUGCUCAAGCCCCGGGACCUGGAGCUGCAGUUCCAGAGGAUCCUGGAUGACCCCUCCCCGCCCCAGCCCGGGGAGGAGCGGCUGGCGGCCCUCACUGCCGGCGGAAGAGUGGAGUGGGCACAGGCGCGCCAGACCUUCUUCAGCUCCGGCAAGAACAGGGCUGCUCUGGAUGCCAUUGAGCGCGCCGCCUUCUUUGUGGUCUUGGAUGAGGAGUCUCACAGCUAUGACCCCGACAACGAGGCCAGCCUCAGUCUCUACGGCAAGGCCCUGCUGCACGGCAACUGCUACAACAGGUGGUUCGACAAGUCCUUCACCCUUGUGGCCUUCAAGAAUGCCCAGUUGGGCCUCAACACGGAACACUCGUGGGCAGACGCCCCUGUCAUGGGGCACCUCUGGGAGUUUGCUCUGGGCACUGACAUCUUCCACCUGGGCUACACGGAGACUGGGCACUGCGUGGGCAAACCAAACCUCACACUGACGCCGCCUCAGCGGCUGCAGUGGGACAUUCCUGAGCGGUGCCAGGCGGCCAUUGAGAGCUCCUACCAGGUGGCCAAGGCGCUGGCCGACGACGUGGAGCUGUACUGCUUCCAGUUCUUCCCCUUCGGCAAAGGCCUCAUCAAGAAGUGCCGGACCAGUCCCGAUGCCUUCGUGCAGAUCGCCCUGCAGCUGGCUCACUUCCGGGACAAGGGCAAGUUCUGCCUGACCUAUGAAGCUUCGAUGACCAGACUGUUCCGGGAAGGACGGACCGAGACUGUUCGUUCCUGCACCAACGAGUCCACGGCCUUCGUCAAGGCCAUGGUGCAGGGGUCCCACACGAAAGCAGACCUCCAGAAUCUCUUCCGGAAAGCCUCAGAGAAGCACCAGAACUUGUACCGCCUGGCCAUGACGGGGGCUGGCAUCGACAGGCACCUCUUCUGCCUGUACGUGGUCUCCAAGUACCUGGGGGUCAGCUCCCCUUUCCUGGCUGAGGUGCUCUCUGAACCCUGGCGCCUCUCCACCAGCCAGACUGCUCAAUUCCAGAUUGGCAUGUUUGACCCCAAAAAGUACCCCAAUCAUCUGGGCGCUGGUGGCGGCUUUGGCCCGGUGGCGGAUGACGGCUAUGGGGUUUCCUACAUGAUCGCGGGUGAGAACACCAUCUUCUUCCACAUCUCCAGCAAGUUCUCCAGCUCAGAGACGAACGCCCAGCGCUUUGGGAACCACAUCCGCCAAGCUCUGCUGGACAUCGCUGAUCUUUUCAAAGUGUCCAAGGCUGACAGCUGAGGGCUGGGGAAGUGCCAGCUGCCCUUCCGUCCCCACGUGUGGAGGAGUGGGCCUGUGGUCAGCUUGCAGGCCCCGGGUGGCCAUGCACAGAGGCCCAGGCUCCAAGGACAGCUCUGGCAGCGGCGUUCCCCAGGCAGACACUGCUCCCUGAGGACCCACCGGGUGGAGGUGGGGUUGGUUGGAGCAGGGAGGGACUUUUGAUUUUUUCUUGCUAGAUACUAAUAAAGAUAAGGCUGUGGGAUCCUCCCUGAGCCCUUAGGUUCCUGUGUUUUGUUUGGGAACUAGGAGGCUCUCCCCUGCCCCAGCUCAGGCCAGAGAGGUGGCAAGGGAGGGGCUGAGGCUGGGAGACUGAACGGCUUUGACCUGCUUGGAAAUGUGUGUCUCUGCUGAGGUCACUGUCCACACCCUCUAUGUGCACUUGGAAUAAAUUAUGGCUUCAGAACUUUCA